GGUAUGCAGUUGUGCGCUCCGCCCCUCCCUAAGAGGUAGCCUGUUGCCGAAUACAGCGAGGGAACUUAAAAGGCGAAGGUCGCCGCCCCAAGCGAGCCUGGGCAACCUGCUGCCUUGGUCAGCCACCUCAUGACCAUUUCCUAACAUACACAAAACUGGCAAGCUGGUACCCUGUAACACGCCGCCAUGUCGUCCAGCUCGCCGUCCGCCGUGGCGACGGCACUCCUCGCCUUCACCACGCCCUUCGUGGUGCCGCCAGGCUGCCCCAUCUUCAGAACCACCAGCGUCGACAUAUCAACAGACUAUAUUAUCGCCGUUGCCACAGUCCUCGUUGCAGACGACUCCUCAUGUAUGCCCGAUGGCUGGGCCGAUGUCGUCCCGGAGAGCCUGUUGAGGUUCAACCCCGGCGUAUGCCCCAGUGGCUGGGUCUACCACGACAUUGCCGACGGCGACGCAACGGACAAGUUCACGGCCUACUGCUGCGACCGCGGCUACGAGUUUCACUACUUUAAACAUAGAACACUUAUCCAGUCCAAGAUCCCCCACGCGUGCGGCCGCUGGACCUCCAGGCUGGACUCGGACUUAGGCUCCGACACCGCUACCAUUACCAGCGUCGACAUUGCCAGCAGCACCCUCCUUGUUCACAAUGCCUGGGCCCUUACCUGGUCCGCCUCCGAUAUCACCAACCUUACCCCCCAGCCGCCUUCCAUCACCCAUCGUAUGCUGGUGCCGACGUGGACCCCUGGCGACGUUAUCCCGCCCGGAAAGUACGACCGCGAGUCCCCCUCGGGUCCCAACAGAAACAACUUCCUUGACGUAAACGCCCAGUGGUUCCUGAUAGUGGGUAUGCCCAUCAUCGGUGCCCUCUUGAUCAGCUCGUGUGUCUACUGUUGUGUGCGGGGGAGCAAGAAUAAGAAGAAGAAGAGGGAGAGGGCGCGUCUGGCGGCUGCUGCCCGUGCCACAGCCGAAGCAGAAGGGGUGCCGGACGCGACGUGAGAUGGAACCAUGCACUCAGUCAUGCUGUGAUACCUCCGUAGUGCGAUUUAAUACCUCAUGUGCCGUUGAGAGGGCGUUAGCCCCAGUGGUCGUAUGUGAUUGUCGAGUGUGGUUGUUGUCAUUAAAAGGGAGUGUAUGCUUGGGGCGCUGUCGGCUUCGACGUCCCGGAUUGCCUCACAACCCCGGGCCCCGUUGGCGGCCCGCAACACUAAUCACAUGCAGGUCGUUGUAUCAGCCGGAGCUAUUGUGUUGUUCUUAACGGCUCAGGCUACCUUAGUUACAUUAAUAUUGC
Chaetomium fimeti is the source of this 1288-nucleotide messenger RNA. RefSeq lists its product as uncharacterized. The transcript is spliced from 2 exons. The coding region runs from base 187 to 996 and encodes 269 amino acids. The record is from RefSeq and is a predicted model, not a curated record. Lineage: Eukaryota; Fungi; Ascomycota; Sordariomycetes; Sordariales; Chaetomiaceae.